Molecule: messenger RNA, 1014 nt
Organism: Hevea brasiliensis (rubber tree)
Lineage: Eukaryota; Viridiplantae; Streptophyta; Magnoliopsida; Malpighiales; Euphorbiaceae
Product: ADP-ribosylation factor 2
Exons: 7
Coding region: 187-732 (181 amino acids)
Biological process (GO): intracellular protein transport; vesicle-mediated transport
Cellular component (GO): cytoplasm
Molecular function (GO): GTPase activity; GTP binding
Source: RefSeq, a predicted model, not a curated record
UUCCCUUUCUAACUCUCUCUCUCCUUACCGAUUCUCAUUCCUUUUUAACGCGUUGGUGUCAAGCUUCGUUUCUCACUUCUCUCUCUCUCUCUCUCUCUCUCGCUUUUGCGCGCGCUCGCUCGCUCUCUCUUUGAUUUUACCCACAGAUCCUAUUCUCUCCAAAGGGAUCAACAGCUGAGGGUGGAAAUGGGGUUGACAUUUACGAAGCUUUUCAGCCGGCUUUUUGCCAAGAAGGAAAUGCGAAUUCUGAUGGUGGGUCUUGAUGCAGCUGGUAAGACUACAAUCCUCUACAAGCUCAAGUUGGGUGAGAUCGUCACCACUAUUCCCACUAUUGGAUUUAAUGUGGAGACUGUGGAAUACAAAAACAUCAGCUUCACUGUUUGGGAUGUUGGUGGUCAGGACAAGAUUCGUCCCUUGUGGAGGCACUACUUCCAAAACACUCAAGGUCUCAUAUUUGUGGUGGACAGCAAUGACAGAGACCGUGUUGUGGAGGCAAGGGAUGAGUUACACAGAAUGUUGAAUGAGGAUGAGCUGCGAGAUGCACUGUUGCUUGUAUUUGCUAAUAAGCAGGAUCUUCCCAAUGCAAUGAAUGCUGCUGAGAUCACUGACAAGCUUGGGCUACACUCCCUCCGUCAGCGUCGCUGGUACAUCCAGAGCACCUGUGCAACCUCUGGUGAGGGGCUUUAUGAGGGCUUGGACUGGCUAUCCAAUAAUAUUGCUAACAAGGCAUAAAGCAAACAAUGAGACAUUUUGUGGAAUGGCAAUUCUGGAUGCAGGGUGAAUAUUAUCUAGUGAUUUUGUUUUUCUUUUUGAGAGAACUGGAUUGUGUUUACAUCCCUUUUCUUUUUGGGAUGAUCUUUCUAAUUAGGACCCUGUUUACUCUUUUUUGUUUUUAUUAAUUUUUUUUUUAGCGAAGUAUCUUGUAGUGGAAUAUGGGCUGGAUAUACCAUUGAGCAUUUAUCUGCAGUUUGAUGCGAUGCUUCUAGUUGUAAUUGAAAUGUGUUUUGUGCAUCA